CCCAUUAAUUACAGAGCUGCAUCCCAUCUCGCUUCUAAAUAUCCCCUGCACUCGUUACUCUCCUGUACUACUCUGGUCUUCUCUCCCAUGGCGAUGGCGGUGACCAGACCCCACCUCGUCCUCUUCUCUCUUCUCCUUCUCCUCCUCGUCGCCGAUGGCGCGGCGAAGCCCAUCGAGUACCAAACCCUAGUCGUCACCCCUCUCCGGAGUCCCCCAGCUCUCCUCCCCGACGACGACCUCCUCACCUGGACCACUGACACCCAAACCCUCGCCGACGAGACGGGCAUCUCCGCUGGUGCCGCAGCCGCUUCCUCGUCUCUCCGCGUCCGCAUCGCCCACCGGGACUCCCUCUUCGCCGCCAACUCCACCCCGGAGCACCUCCUCGGCCUCCGCCUCGGCCGCGACGCCACCCGAGUGUCCCACCUCCACGAGAUCCUUGGGGCGGAGGGAAACGCCACCCACGCCGUCAGGGCUGGGCGGAGGGGGUUCAGCUCCUCGGUGGUGUCGGGGCUCGCUCAGGGCAGCGGGGAGUACUUUACCCGGAUCGGAAUCGGCACGCCGGCGAGGUACGCGUACAUGGUGCUCGAUACCGGCAGCGACGUGGUGUGGCUCCAGUGCGCUCCGUGCCGGCGGUGCUACUCCCAGACAGACCCCAUCUUUGAUCCUCGCCGCUCCCGCUCCUACGCUACCAUCCCCUGCGACGCGCCGCUCUGCAGCCGGCUCGACGUCGCCGGAUGCAACACCCGCCGCCGGUCGUGCCUCUACCAGGUCUCGUACGGCGACGGGUCGAUUACCACCGGCGAGUUCUCGACGGAGACCCUCACCUUCCGCCGCGGCGCCCGGGUGGGGCGGAUCGCGCUAGGGUGCGGCCACGACAACGAGGGGCUGUUCGUGGCGGCCUCGGGGCUGCUGGGGCUAGGCCGAGGGAGACUCUCCUUCCCUUCCCAGGCAGGCCGGCGCUUCGGCCGCCGGUUCUCCUACUGUCUGGUAGACCGGACGUCCUCCGGCUCCGGCGCCUCGCCCGCGAAGUCGUCGUCGGUGGUGUUCGGCGGCUCGGCGGUGCCCCGACCUGGGGCGGCGGUAGCGUACACGCCGAUGCUGCGGAACCCGAGAAUGGACACGUUCUACUACGUGGAACUGAUGGGGAUCAGCGUGGGGGGGUCCCGGGUGGCCGGCGUCUCGGCGGCGGUCCUCCGGCUGGACCCGGCGACGGGGAAGGGAGGGGUGAUCGUGGACUCGGGGACGUCGGUGACGCGUCUGGCGCGGCAAGCGUACGCGGCGAUGCGGGACGCUUUCAAGGCGGCGGCAGCGGAGCUGAGGGAAGCGCCAGGCGGAUUCUCGCUGUUCGACACGUGCUACAACCUCGCCGGAAGGACGCAAGUGAAGGUGCCGACGGUGGUGAUGCAUCUCGGCGGCGGGGCGGCGGUGUCGCUGCCGGCGGAGAACUACCUGAUCCCGGUGGACACCAAGGGGACGUUCUGCUUUGCCUUCGCCGGGACCGACAGUGGGGUCUCCAUCAUCGGGAACAUCCAGCAGCAGGGGUUCCGGGUGGUCUUCGACGGCGCCCAGUCCAGGGUGGGGUUCAUGCCUCGCGGGUGCUAGUUCUGGUGGCUGCGGCUGUCGGCGUCGGGCGGAGAGCUCGAAGGCUUCUGUGUCCCGUUCGGUGUUGUUUCGGAGCCGUUACGUUUUAAUACCGGUAUCAUUAUGUUGAGAAGCUUGAAAAGAAGCGAGGGAUGAAGUGUGGAGUAAAAUAGCGGAAAGCGAGUAAAGUUUGUAGAAAAGAAAAUCUCGAUUCCAAAUUCUGGUUUCGCUUUUUUCUCUGUAACCGGGCUGCCCGUUUCCGCAAAUUUUAUAUGAAAAUGGCUCCCUUUGUCGGUAAGCUUCCUAUUUUAUUUUA
Messenger RNA from Phoenix dactylifera (date palm), 1897 nucleotides. Its product is annotated as aspartyl protease family protein 2-like. Lineage: Eukaryota; Viridiplantae; Streptophyta; Magnoliopsida; Arecales; Arecaceae. Gene Ontology annotation, molecular function: aspartic-type endopeptidase activity. Gene Ontology annotation, biological process: proteolysis. The record is from RefSeq and is a predicted model, not a curated record.